CUUGACAAUGUGCCCGGCGCCAUUGUGUUGGAGACAUUGUUGCUCGUCACCGGAAUGGGAUGCCUGAUUGCGUGCCACACUUGGCAGUCACGCCUCUGCUGGGCUUUUGCUCGUGACCGUGGUAUCCCUGGACACAAGUGGCUCGCUCAGGUCAACCACACUCUCGAUGUGCCUCUGAACGCGCACAACGCCAGCAGCUUCAUCGUUGCUGUUCUCGGACUGCUCUAUCUCGGCUCCUCUACCGCUUUCAACAGCAUGGUGACCGCCUGUAUCACCCUGCUAUACAUCUCGUACUCCUGCCCCAUCGUAUGCCUCUGGUACCGCGGUCGUGAUAACAUCAACCACGGACCCUUCUGGCUUGGAAAAUGGGGUGCCUUCGCCAACAUUGUCACCGUCCUAUGGACCAUCUUCUGUCUUGUCAUGUACUCCUUCCCAUCAACCAUGCCGGUGAACACAGGCAACAUGAACUAUGUCUCGGCUGUAUAUGGUGUUGUGAUUUUCAUUGUUCUUUGCGAUUGGUUCGCUCGCGGUAGACGCGUAUAUAAAGGGAGUGUCAGCGCUCUCGAGGGCCAUGGCGCGUCCGAGGACUCGGAGUAA
This is a messenger RNA of Aspergillus nomiae NRRL 13137, 597 nucleotides long. Its product is annotated as choline transport protein. The annotation marks the transcript as partial. Gene Ontology annotation, biological process: transmembrane transport. Gene Ontology annotation, molecular function: transmembrane transporter activity. The transcript has 2 exons. The record is from RefSeq and is a predicted model, not a curated record. Gene Ontology annotation, cellular component: membrane. NCBI's taxonomy places the organism in Eukaryota, Fungi, Ascomycota, Eurotiomycetes, Eurotiales, Aspergillaceae.